Nilaparvata lugens (brown planthopper) is the source of this 1751-nucleotide messenger RNA. RefSeq names its product protein DBF4 homolog A-like. Gene Ontology annotation, molecular function: protein serine/threonine kinase activator activity. The record is from RefSeq and is a predicted model, not a curated record. NCBI's taxonomy places the organism in Eukaryota, Metazoa, Arthropoda, Insecta, Hemiptera, Delphacidae. Gene Ontology annotation, biological process: positive regulation of nuclear cell cycle DNA replication; regulation of cell cycle phase transition. The transcript has 7 exons. Gene Ontology annotation, cellular component: Dbf4-dependent protein kinase complex; nucleus. The coding region runs from base 545 to 1618 and encodes 357 amino acids.
UGUGGAUUCAAUCGUUGCUCUUGUGCGGUUUCUCAGAGAAACGUAGAGGGGAGUUGUUUCCAGUGUUUCUUUUCGUUAAAAAUCAACUAAAUGUACAAGUUUUGUAUGAAAAAUUGUCCAAAAUCUCAUCUACACGCUGUAAAAUUUGGGUGGAUUUGAUCUGAGGUGAUAUUAAGGUUUGGAAGUGGUUCUGUUUACGAGUUAAAACUUGGGGGCUUUCUCCUGCCGUUCUGUGAAGAGUAGCUAGCUACUAACACCUUCAGAGUGACUGAGAUCAAUUUCCAAGCAAAUAUGGGCGUCUAGCUUGUGUUCACAGUGUUUCGUAAUGUUUUUGCGCCGUAAUUCAUACCAACUUUACUACAUUUUUAGUGAAAUUUAGUGAAAUCAUGAUGGUUAUUGUGGGGUAGUACAUGGCAGUUUGAGUGGGUAACAGUGCUCGAUAAAAUGUCUCAGUUUUGCCUUAAUUUUAGGGCGUUGUGUUUGGAGAUUUUGUUGAAAGACAGGUGAAGACUUGCAAUUUUGAUGGCAAGUCAGUUUUAAAGGCAUGGUAUCGCCCUCUAAAAAAAAGAGGACCGAGAGAAAAGGGAGGGAAAUUCAGCCCCAAACUCCCCUAAACAACGAUAAUCAACCUGACUCGAAAAAAACAGUAAAAUCGGCUCGAAAACCUCUAGCAACAAAAAAGGUGUACCUCGAUAUACGCAGUAACGCCGUUUCAACCAAACUUGAAAAGGACUUGAAACAGCUUGGAGCCCGCAUCGAACAGUUCCUAGACGCCGAAGUCGACUACUUUGUCACCGACCGUCCCGUACCCAAAACAGCUGUUAACAACAGCAACAACAAAACAGCUGUUGGCAACAACAAUCCUAACCUCAACAACAACUCUCCAGCGCUAACACCGUCUCCGUUCACCCCGGGAGGAGCUCCUACCCCUUCGCCGUCUGCCGGCCUACUAAGCGGUGGUGGUGGGGGUUGCAGCAGUGCAGUAGGAGGGCCACUGCUCCCCUCCCCUUGUCCUUCCCCUGCUGCUGGUGGUGGUGGGGGAAAUGCGGCGGCAAAUGGCAGGCCGGCGUCGCAUCAUCACGUGACUAGGUCCCGCGCUGAGGCGAUGCUAGAUUGUGUGCGUGACGUCAUCACAUUGAACAAUCAUCAUCAUAAUCAUCAUCCCAGCAAUCAUCAGUCAUCGAUCAAUCACCACUCGACAGUCGACCCCAUCGAGAACGCCAGAGCGCUCAAUGUGCCCAUCUAUCAGGUGCAACAGUUUGUGAGGUGGGUGGAUAAGCUGGUGGCGCGUGUGAGGAGCGGAGCAGCAGGAGUAGGUGGGGGGUCGUCGCGAGUGAAAGUGCUUAGCAAGCAGUUUGUGAAGUUGGAGAGUGUGGCCAGGCGGAGGCCGGAGUUCCGCGAAUUGGACGCUUGGCCUGAGCUGCGUUACGAGGGAGCCUUGGGCGGCCCGUUCGAGCCAAGGGAGGCAGCAGCAGGGGGACCAGGGGUUGGGGCGAGAAGGGGUGGCAGACAGAAUAAUAAUGCCAACUCAGCAGCAGCAAAUAACAGGCCGACAACAGAGCAGCAGGUCAAGGCAAGGUCCACCAGGCAACGGCAAGAGGCUGAUAGGUACGAAUGACGCGCAAAGACUUGACGGGCGGAGGUGGUGGAGAAGGGGGCGGUGCUAAGGGCGGAGCCGGAGGAGGAGGCGGAGAAAGGGGCGGGGGCUACUGUGAGAUGUGCUGCCUUGAGUAUGUGGGUGAUGUCUCCUC